Messenger RNA from Pseudophryne corroboree (corroboree frog), 1947 nucleotides. It is a transcript of the gene CDK4, whose product is annotated as cyclin dependent kinase 4. Bases 137 to 1189 code for a protein of 350 amino acids. Gene Ontology annotation, biological process: signal transduction; G1/S transition of mitotic cell cycle; regulation of G2/M transition of mitotic cell cycle. The record is from RefSeq and is a predicted model, not a curated record. The transcript is spliced from 8 exons. Gene Ontology annotation, cellular component: nucleus; cyclin-dependent protein kinase holoenzyme complex; cytoplasm. Gene Ontology annotation, molecular function: cyclin-dependent protein serine/threonine kinase activity; cyclin binding; ATP binding. Lineage: Eukaryota; Metazoa; Chordata; Amphibia; Anura; Myobatrachidae.
AGAUUUAGGACGGGAAGUAGUGUCUAAGUGCAGGAGGAAUGACCCAUGUAUUAGCUACAUUCUAGCUAGGGGUGCUAGCAAUGUCAGAGCUGCAGGGUGCUGGCCACGUUUAGGGAGCGCCCCCGGAUCACCCUGUAUGGCAGAUGCGGUCAGGUGGCUGCAGAUUGCAGUGAAGAGCAGAUGGCCCGUGUGUGUAGAGAGUGUGAGAAAACGUCACGUACUCAGGAAUAUGGCUAAAGAGAUUCGAGGGCAGUAUGAACCUGUUGCUGAAAUCGGGGUUGGAGCCUACGGUACUGUGUAUAAGGCACGAGACUUGCAGAGUGGGAAGUUUGUGGCCCUCAAAAAUGUGCGAGUUCAGACUAAUGAGAAUGGUCUUCCCCUCUCUACUGUCAGGGAGGUAGCACUGCUGAAACGCCUUGAGCACUUUGACCAUCCAAACAUUGUAAAACUAAUGGACGUUUGUGCCUCUGCCCGGACAGACCGCGAAACUAAAGUGACCCUGGUUUUUGAACAUGUGGACCAAGACCUAAAGACUUACUUGAAUAAGGUCCCACCUCCUGGUUUGCCUCUGGAUACCAUUAAGGACCUAAUGAGGCAGUUCCUCUCUGGACUUGAAUUUCUUCAUCUGAACUGCAUUGUGCAUCGUGACCUAAAGCCAGAAAAUAUCCUGGUGACAAGCUGUGGACAGGUCAAACUAGCAGAUUUUGGCCUAGCACGAAUUUACAGCUGCCAGAUGGCUCUCACCCCUGUGGUGGUGACUUUGUGGUACAGAGCACCUGAGGUGUUACUUCAGUCUACGUAUGCCACACCAGUAGACAUGUGGAGUGUAGGAUGCAUCUUUGCAGAGAUGUUCAGGCGGAAACCCCUCUUUUGUGGAAAUUCCGAAGCUGACCAACUCUGCAAGAUUUUUGAUAUGAUCGGACUCCCAUCUGAGGAUGAAUGGCCAGAGGACGUAACAUUGCCACGUUCAGCCUUUUCACCAAGGAGUCAGCAGCCAGUGGAGAAGUUUAUCCCUGAAAUUGAUGCCACGGGUGCCCAGCUUCUGCUGGAAAUGCUAACAUUUAACCCCCUGAGACGCAUCUCUGCAUCACAGGCUCUGCACCACUCCUUCUUAUCAGAGGACCUGGAGGCCUGCUCCAACUCGGAGCCCUUCCCACACGCACGGGCCACAGCAGACAAAGUGAUAUAGAUGUAUUUGCUAGAAGCUGAGUAUUUUAUUUGUUCUAGAUUAUCAGGAAUAUACCAUUAGUGGAGAGGAAACAAAGACCAAUUCUUCCUCUUGACUUCAGCUAAACAAAAGACACUGCCAUUCUUCACUGCCUUAAUGGAUGGAAGGGACGUCUGCUUAAUGUGCCUUUCAUCACAAGCAAUAUCAUUCUUUCUAGUAAAGACACUACACCAGUAAAUUCAGACUACGAUGUCAUGAUGACAUAAGCUAGCUCUUUUGUUUUUUUUUUGCCUGGAAAUAUUUUUGAUUUAACAAAACGUGCAAUUGAUCUGCCAGUGAAACGUGGGUGCACAAAUGAAAGCUGAGUUGCCAUCCUGAUAUAUUACCUUUUUAAUCACUUUUUGGAUUCACGCACAUUCUCAUGGUUCUUACAAUCACAUUUAUGGAUUCUGAACAUUCAGCAGUAAGGAGGACUGCACUGAAAUUGUGCAAAACCUGGACUUGUUCUACUAACAGGACAUGCUUGUUUCAGAGGCUGUUUUAUGAAAUAGAGGACAUAUAUUGUACUGAUGAUCAUUUACUUCUUGACCUUUGGUCCAUUCCUCAUACACAGAUGGAGGACCCUGUUUUACAGCCAAUGUCAAGUCUCCCAUAUUGAGCUGAGCAUUUGAUUUUCCUUUCCAGAGUACUGAAUGCGUUCCUUUACUACGUCUCAUGCUCCUUAUUUUUUUUUUUUAUUGUAUUUUUACUCAUUUUACAAAUUUAUAUUUACACUCUUA